Triticum turgidum subsp. durum (durum wheat) is the source of this 738-nucleotide messenger RNA. The record is from the annotation of a GenBank genome assembly. NCBI's taxonomy places the organism in Eukaryota, Viridiplantae, Streptophyta, Magnoliopsida, Poales, Poaceae.
AUGAUGGGGAUGGUGACCACCACCGGCCCCGCGAUGAGCAUGAAGCUGCUGGUGGACACCAAGGUAGGGCGCGUGCUGUUCGCGGAGGCCGGCAAGGACGUCGUCGACUUCCUCUUCUCCCUCCUCGCCCUGCCCGUCGCCACCGCCGUCAAGCUGCUCGGGGCGGACUCAAUGGUCGGAAGCGCCGGCGACCUCUACGCCAGCGUCCAGAAGCUCGACGGCUCCUACGUCCUGCCCGGGGCGAACAUCGACGCGCUCCUACGCCCCGCAGUGCCCACGCCGGCGGCGGCCCCCAACAUCUCCCUGUCCCUCCUCCUCCUGCCGAGCCCGUCGCCGGCUUUCUUCAGGUGCGGCUACUGCCACAGCCCCGGCUACGUGACGGAAGUGAGAGGCACCAAGUGCCCCAGAUGUGGUAACCAGAUGGCGGACGCAAUCCAGUGCGUGCGGCCCGAUUCCGGCGGCUCUGGGCACGCCGCCACCGGAGGGGCGAAAGGGUUCGUGCAGGGCGUGGUGACGUACACGGUGAUGGACAACCUCGCCGUGACCCCCAUGUCCUCCAUCUCCAGCAUCACCCUGCUCAACACCUUCGCCGUCAGGGGCCUCGGCGCGCUCCAGGAGAAGACCGUGCGGAUCGGCUACAAGGAGGGUUUGGCGAUUCUCAAUGCGGCGCUGCAGUCCAAGACCGUCCUCACCGACGUCUUCCUCGCUGGGUGCAAGACAGAUCCGGUGUAUGACUGA